AUGGAACCUCCAAUCCCAUCAAAGCCGCUGUUUCGGGGACAUACAGCCGCCAUUGGAGACUGGCCUUUAGAGCUGUGUCUUCAUAUGGAAGAAUGCCUGGGCGUGUCAGUAAAGCAGUUCGUCCUCCUGCGGAGCGACAUGAGUUUCUAUCGGCUUCUGCAAGUGGAAGCGAUAUUGAGUGAGGAUCGAGCACUGGUCGGGUUCCCGCUCGAGAUAUACCGAUGUCGGUACAUCGGCGGCCGAGCGUCCCGAUGUUUGUUUGAGCCAUGCACUUCCGAGGCUGCACCACGGCUGAUGAGGGACGGCAAUUGCAAAGGGCUCCAACAUCUCCUGGACAAUGGCAUGGAUCCUUGUGUGUACAGCACCUCUGAAAUCCCGCUGCUUGCUCUGGCUGUAGCGCAUAUGCAACUUGAGUGCGUUCGGUUGCUGCUUCACUACCAGGCCAAUCCCAAUCAGACAGGGUACUGGCGCGAUGCUCGCCCGCUCGACUAUGUCUUGCCCCAUUGUCUGAGUGACUCAUAUCCCACCCAGAGCACGAUCAUCGAAGUGCUGAUUGAAGCCGGCGGGACUUUCACGUUUGCCAAUGUCAUUGACACCAUUUGCGUUGACAACAGGCUCGACCUCCUUCACCAGGCCGUCUGCAAUGGGACCAAGAUCCGUGACCUAAGCUUUGCGUACGGUGCGACGGCGCUGCAUCGGGCUGCGCUGAACGUCCGCGGCGGACCCGAGAUAAUCGACUACAUUUUGGAACAGGCCCCCGAGCUGCUCAAUGCGAGGAACACAGCGGGCCACACAGCGCUGCAAUAUGCUCUGUGGAACCCCAACCGGAUCGUGGCCAUGCACCUGCUGCGUUAUCCAAUCGACCUGUAUGCGCUAGAUGUCACCAAAGAAUCGGCACUCACAACAGCUAUCGGGUACAACCGGAUGGACAUUGUCGAUGCCAUUAUGGGCCGUAAAGACCUUGAUAUGCUGCAGCUCCACCGAGAUAUACCUUUCCACCAAACCCCGCUCGGCCGGGCAAUAACCACACGCAAUGAGGAGCUCCUGGACUUCCUGCUCAGCUAUCCUCGCAUGCACGUACCUAAAAGCGCCCGGGACCUCGCCCUUGAUCAGACCCGCGCUACGUUUAAAUUGCACGAGUGUUGGAUUCCAAUGAUUGAGAGACUGCCUGUUGAUUAG
Molecule: messenger RNA, 1179 nt
Organism: Aspergillus sclerotioniger CBS 115572
Lineage: Eukaryota; Fungi; Ascomycota; Eurotiomycetes; Eurotiales; Aspergillaceae
Product: ankyrin repeat domain-containing protein
Exons: 1
Coding region: 1-1179 (392 amino acids)
Molecular function (GO): protein binding
Source: RefSeq, a predicted model, not a curated record